CGUGUGAGAACGAUUUGUCGUUCGUUCAGCCGUGAAAAUAAGGGUCUUUGCUAUUUCCUUUAUUGUCCCGUGUAUAUUUCUCCUAACCUGUUGAAUCGUUAAGAAAGGUAGUGUAGACAUGUUAAGUACAAAAGGAAUGUAUCACAAGUGAAAGGGACUCGAUACAACUUAAAAUGGAUGUGAUUGAUGAAAAUGCUUCCAAAAUGCAACACAGAGAGAAUGCAUCUGAAGGUGCAUUGCAAGAGGUUGCUAGCGCUACGGACACUGAAUUGACGGAGCUUACAACGGAAACCAAAGCGACGCAUUCAGUGGAAACAUCUGUUUGGAGGGACACUGUAGAGAGUGCACCUGUAGAGGAAGUGUUGGAGAAAAGUAUCCAAUUUGACACUGAGGCCCCAGUAGACAUAAAUGACAUUAUUGAAAUACAACCUAAUGACGAAGCAACUUUAUCAGAAGAUGGCAGCUCAAGUGCUGAUAUGUUCAAGGGAGAAGACACAAACAAAAAUGUUUAUCAAGACAAUGGGUCAAAACCAGGAGAUUUUGAUGAAGACAAAAAUAUAAAUGUUAACCUGUCGGGUGAAACAGAUGAUGAAAUUGGUGAUAAUUGUGCUGUAACAAGUAGUUCUGUUGACAAUAAUGACCAGGGGGGAACCGUAGAUGUGGACCAGACAAAAACCUUUGGAAAAGAGAGCGAUGGUCUAGCCAUCACUGGAAAGGAAUCGGAGAAUGUGAAAUAUGCUAAUGAUAAAGGUAUCAACACUGGCAGUAUAACUGAUAGUGCCUCUGAAGAUGAAAAUGCUUCGCAAACUGUUUAUGACACGACAAUCAAUGAUAGUAAUAUCACUGACAAUUUUAUGGAGAAUGGUGAAGAAAAUGGAAUAGUGAUCAACGACAAAGACAUAGUGACAGCUGCCGAUAUGUAUGGUAGGGGGAAACGCUCAAAACCUGAAAGAAAGUCAAUGGAAAAUUUGUCUGAUGAUGAAGACGAUGAGGAAGGGAAUUCUAUAUCUCUUCGAAGCAUGAAAGGUGAACCAAAUUAUGCCAAAAGUCCAUACUCAAGGAGCCCAAACAAAAGAAAAUAUUCAAGUCCAGGGAGAAAACCAAAAACAUCAAGGAAGUUUUUGACUCGUAACUUUGAUGAAGAAAAAGUCCUUUUACCACUAAAAGAAGGAUGGAGAAGAGAAGUGGUGAUCAGGAAUGUGUUUGAUAAGUUUACAACAGCGGGUGGAGUUAAACAGACUCCAGCAGAUGUGUACUACCACCCGCCCAAAGGCAGAAAACUUAGAUCCAUGAAAGAAAUUAUAGAUUACUUAAAAAAAACUUGUUCUCCCUUUACGGAAGACAAUUUUUCACUUCUUCGGCGUCCAAUAUCUGAACCUCCAUAUGAAGUAGUGCGGCAUGCUGGAAAAUCGAAGGGUAGAUCUACUAUGAAAGACGAAGAUUCCUCAUUUGAUACAUCAUUUGACAAGCCAGAAGUUGUGAUAGAAAGAGCAGAUGAUGAAGAAGAAGAAGAUGAAGAAGAAGAAGAAGAAAACAAUGAGGAAGUCAAAAAAGAGAAACCAUUGACCUCAACACCCGUAUCAUCCAUUUUGAAACGUGCAAAGAUAAAAGUGACCCCUAUGAGAUCAACCUUUAAGUUCAAAAGCAGGGGUAGACCUGCCAAAAGCAAGCCACAACCACAUUUCCCAAAAACAAAAAACCUUCUUUAUCGACAUUCAUCAAAACAUGGCUACCAUGGAGUAACAGAGACACUAAUAAAAGAUGUUACCGUGACGAUGCCAGAUCUUUCCAGACAGGAUAGUGACUUAGAUGACUCUAGCAUGACUGAAUUACCCCCAGCAAAGAGAUUCAAGGCUACUGCACGCAAGAGUACUACUCAGAAAUAUUUCAAACCCUCUGCUCGUAAUUCUAGUCAACAAGCAGAGGCCCUAUGUACAUUGUCGUGUCCAGGCCAGGAGAACAUUCCACCCAGUCUCCAGUGUGUGGCAUGCCUGUGUCUGUUCCACCCACACUGUGUGGCCUACACUCCAUCGCAAAACUCACACUUCACUUGCCUGAGGUGUUAUGAUCCGUCUCAACUUCAGCCCAGAACUAAAACCAUCACUGUGAUGAGAGUCGCACCACCCACUCAGAACUCUGUCAAGGCCCCUGUUAUCAAACAGGAACCAGUGGAUCCUGAGCAUCCUCAGAACAACUUGAUCACACAGUCAACUUCUGUGACACCGAAAGAUAUCAACCCCACCCUACUUGAACAUCUACGUACUAGUAUUCUUGAACGACAGAUAAUCUCAACCAUAGCUGGGCAUACUGUGUCCAUUCUGUCUCCUGUGCAGCCAUCUCAGGCUGCUAUGGUUGGGCCUAGACCAAAUGCUUUACCAUCCUCCACAGUAGUAAGCCCUUCCUCUCAAAAUCUUCCUAAUUUGUCGAUACUUUCGGAUCCAAUAAGACGGCCGUCUCUACAAAGAACAAUAUAUAUGACGCCUGCAGGUAUGGUGUCCCACAGCACUGUUACACCCCCGAGUCAUCCCGCUACUGUAUUAGUUCCUGGGGCGUCCUUAUUGGGUUGCAAUGUCCAAGGAGCAGGAACGACUCUGCAGUUGCCUCGACUUGUGGCCCCAUUGCCGCAGAUGCAAUAUGUAUCCCCCACCCCCACCACACCUAGCUUGAGGACACCAGUGCUAUCCAUGAUGCCCCCAAGACUUAUUGCAGCCCCAAAAACACCACCAGUAAUGAUCGUUGAUUCUAAUAAAUCAUCACCAAUCUCGUCACAUUUAACAAAUGGAACCACAUCACAAGAUCUGAAUGGAAAAACGGGUCAGAUAUUGACACUUCCAAGUGCUGUAGCGAAACGAUUGAAUCUUCAGCAGCCUUUAGCACUCAAAAUAAACAACGUUCAGAUAACUGUGCCUCCCUCAUCUUUCCUGUUCACAGCGGACGGUUUAAAACUAUUCCUCCCCCCAAAGACAUUUCCUUUACAAUUAGGGGAGACUGCCAAGUUAAGUGUGACUGUGACCAACGACAAAUCAAAUGCCUCUCAGCCAGAGGUGAGUGUGAACAUCAACACAGAACAGUUGGACACUUCCGGGCUAGGCAUUAUCAAACCCAUGUCUGGUGAUGUCACCCAGUCAACAGAACACUCGAAGGCUACGUGUAAUACCAGCCAUCGUAAGACACGUUGGAGGGCUGGCAUUAACCCUGGCAUGUGUUAUGUGAAAAAACUGUAUGGUGGCUUUGACUGCAUGUUCUGUAUCUUCCAGUAUCUCAAUAUGAAGGACUUGCUCAGGGUUGCCAUGGUGUGCAGAACGUGGAGGCAGCUAGCCAUGCAUCCUAGUCACUGGAGAAAUUUGAGGCUCAGGGGUUUGAAGAUCCUGGACUGGGAAAAAGCAAUCAACUUCAUGUUAUUACGAGCUGUACAGUCACUGAACCUUCGAGGGCUGGUUCACGAUGGGGACAAAAACCGCACAUGGCACCAACUUAUACCCCACAUCCACAAACUGACGUGUCUGCGGGAGAUCUCCUUCGGCAUCGUUCCAGCCUCUGUACUACACAUGGUCAGCGAGAAGGUCUCCUGUCUGGAAGAGUUCAAUUCCGAGAUGAUAACGGAUAUGACAAACCAACAAAUGUGGUCUGUGCCUACCAAACUGGACGUGGGUAAGUUCUCAGCCCUGACUCAGCUUAGAAAGUUGCGACUGCGAGGAGUGGCAGGUCUCCUGCUUCCGUCCUUUUCCUUCAGUGGUGGAUUGGCCCAGCUCGGAACCAUGAAGAAUCUCACCACAUUGUCACUGACGUCCUUGAAGGAGGUAGAUGACCAGGAGUUUGGAUUCCUCUCAGAACUGACGAAGCUGGAAGUUCUAGAGCUAGGUCACUGCUCCACUUGGUCGUCAGAGACUUACUUCCACCUGGGGCGACUACAUCAGCUGAAGUGUCUACGGCUGGAGAGUGGGGGAGAGAUACCAGACAUUGGUCUCGGGGACUCUCUCCUCAAUAUGAAACAACUGGAGAAACUUGAACUAAUAAUGUUUGUGAUUGCCGAGUCCCUACAUACAUCCCUCAGCCAGCUACAGAACCUAAGUCACCUGGUCAUAUGGCCAGACACGUCCAGUCAGCCUGCAGCAUUAGUGAAUUCCCAUGUACUGGCAGUCGUGUCAAAACUAGCGAAAUUGAAAAAACUGGAGUGGGGGAUCAUGGAGGACAAGUCAGUGAUGUGUGAUCGUAACGAUAACACAGACACUCAGAAAAUGUCGCGAGCAGAAUGGAUCCCAUUUCUGUCUGCAGGUUUACCAAUCGAUGGAACUGAAAUCCCAGACAAUGCAUCAGUUCAAUAUAUGAGUGUUCAUCAAUUUACUGAGAAACUUGCCAUUAUUCACCCAACUACAGAAAUUAAAGUGUUCAGUACAGAGUUAUUAAACACCAAGCCAGCACAGAUGAAUGAGGAAAGUUAGCAGUAGUGGUGUCGUGGAGAGGACUCGAGAUCUCAGUUCAAUGUAACCUGUCAACAGAGACUGGCUAGUAUGUCAUCGCAAUUACAGAUUUACUUAGAGACCUGUGCACAAAAUAACUUACCAAGAGAAACCAAGCAUUUCUCAAUACAGCAAAGCUUAGAGAUUAAUUAUUAUCAUGUCAAUAAAAUAGAACUUGCGAUUUGUCUAGAGAGACAAAUCAUUACUGCAAAACAAUACAUAUGAACCUAUCUAGAAAACAAGUGAUUUUGUCUAGAAAAUAGGACCUGUCUGUAAAUCAGCUAGAAAGAGCAUGUCUAAAGUCAGUUCAGGUAAUUUCUUUUAUCUGGAAAAUUCUUACUUAGUGAAUUGAAAAGGAGGGCUAAUAUGAUGUUGAACUUUCAAAAUGUAUUAUUGAACUUUAUGUGCUUUACAAACUGAAACAUUUUUUUUUCUAUUUAAUAGUAGAAAAAGUAAAAAGCUGAGUUUGAUUUUGAGUCACAAGGAUCAAAUAUGCAUGUGCUUAGAACAAAGAGUAAUUUUGAAUUUAAAACUUUAUAAUUAUUUGUAGGCACACGUCCGUCCAAUAACCAUGCUUCCUUUCUGAAUUAAACAGUGUAAAAAGAUAAUGUUUGACUGGUAGUACUUGUUUACUAGGAAAGGUUAAUGUUUACAGAGUUGAAUUAUAUAUACCACAACAGUUGUUGCAUCAUCCGAUACCCAUGGUCGAUUGCUUAUUGGUCAGUGUACCACAGUAGGCUGUGGGUAUCUGACAAUGCUGUGAUAAAAAAUGGUGAUCCUGCGUAAGAGUGUUUGUUCAUAUUUUGCUUGCAAAUUUGUUUUAGCUAGAUUUUUACAAUCAUGCAUAUGCUUGAUUAUACACGUGAUAUAGAAAAUGGAAAUGAGGAGUGCUUAGUUUUAGCUUCACCAACCAGAUAUGCAUACAGAGAUUUAAUAUUUGAGUCUAUGUUACUUUUGAAUAAUGUGUACAAACAUCUUACAGAUGUUUGAAUUUAAGGAAAAAUUUAAAUACUGAUUAAAGCCCAUGCAAAUUGAGUUUCAAGUCAUUUUACGUUGGUUUAGUUUCGACCAAAAAAAAAAUUGAUAAUAUAUGGCAGAUUUUUAUGAAAUAAAAUGAUAGAUAACCGAAUGUAAACAAAUUGUUAAAUGUAUUUUGUUAAAUAGUAUGUCAUGAAAGACAAUAAUAAAACAUGGAAGACAAGUAGAUGAAUGAAGUACGUUAUGUGAGAUGCUGAACUUAAACACACUCCCAUUUUAUAGUUGUCGUACAGUGGUACAAAAAAAAACUACAUGUAAAGACAGUUAACAUCUUCCUGAAGUGUUUACUUGUUUACAGGGAAAUUCAGCUGUAGUUUUGAUCAUUACACAAAAAUAAACUUGGAAAUCCUAUAAGACACCUGUUCAAAUAAUGCCUAAGAUCAUGGACAUGUGUACAUGUUCAAUUCAUGUCUAGGAUGAACAAUCAUGUCUAGGAUAUAUUUCCAGAUAAUGGCCUAGGUCAACGAUAACUUUCCAAAUCCUGGCCAGGGUCAUGCAGGGACAUUAAAUUUAAAAAUAAAAUGUGGUGUCAAGGAAACUGUUAUAACAAUAGUAUUGUUCGCAAUGAAAUCUGUACUAAAACUGAAAUGACUCGCAUUGUCAAUGGCCCGUAAAACAAUAUCAAAACCAAACAAAAACUAGCUAGUAAAUACCACACUUAUCAAAGAUACUACCAUGUUUAAUUAUAUUAUUAUUUCUGGAAGUGUUAGAACUACCAAUAUACUUUUUAAUGGGAAGUAAAGUAUAUUGAUAUUGUCAACUUAGAAUUAAGAUUUAAUUUUUAAUCUCUGUUCAAUCUCGGUAUACUAUAUUUGAACAUAUGAGCACCCAGGGUGCUUAAAAAAUCAGAAAAGGUUGGGGUGCUUAAUACAGUGAAACCUGUCUAAUCCAAACCCUGAAUAUUCUGAAAUCUUGUCUAAUCCAAUCCCUGAAUAUUCUGAAAUCUUGUCUAAUCCAAACCCUGAAUAUUCUGAAAUCUCGUCUAAUUCAAUCCCUGAAUAUUCUGAAAUCUUGUCUAAUCCAAACCCUGAAUAUUCUGAAAUCUUGUCUAAUUCAAUCCCUGAGUAUAAUGCAGCUGUUUCUAAUGAAAAGUACCAAAUAUAUGUAAACCCUGUAUAAUUGGAUGUCCUGUCUAAUCUGACCAAUAUAUUGUAUCCCACAAGUGUUGGAUUAGACAGGUUUCCCUGUAAGAAUGAUAUGUAAGUAUGUGUUCAGUCCUGUUGUGUGUCUAUCCAUGUCAUGUUGCUUUGGUUUUCUAUCUCUGUUUAGUAAUUCGGUAUUAUUGAAAUGUAUUUUGCUGAACCUCUAUACUUCAGGGGUUAUGCUUACUUUCGCUCUCUGCACCCCUGGAAUAUGUCAUGAAAGGAUUGAAGGCUCAGUGUGCACCACCUUGUGGAUGAGAUGAGUAAACUCGUUUGAUUCUUUGAUGUACACCAAAAGAAUCUCAUGGUCGUGUAAUAUGAUGGUAAAAUUGGCUGGCUUUGAAGUCGGGUGUCGCUCCUCUGUAAUCUUCAAAGGACAGUUUACCAGUCUAGCGAUUGGUCAGGUUGUUUUUUUUUACCUGAGACCAAUCAUAGCGAGCAUCUUGCCUUCAAUUUUGCUACGACUUACUCUGGGGGUACAGAGAGUAAACGUGAUCGUAACCCCAGGAGUAUCGAGUAUGUUCCGUUACAUGUAUGACAGCAAUAAAAAGGUGGGAUACUUAUAAGAACAUUGGCGCUACUUAUUUGACGACAUUCAAAAUUGAUGUGAUACUGAUUUAUAACCCCGACAUAAACUUCCCCAGGCCAAGGUCACGGGAUCAAAGUCACGUAUGCUACAGUAGUACACACUUGAUCUUUCUCUUUGUGUUUGCAUGUGUUUUUAGUGCUGAACUUUAUAUUGAGUUUGUAUACCUGGGUAGUGCUAAAAUACUAAUUCUACAAAUACUCCAAUAUAGCAACCAGUUAGAGAAACUGAGGGAAAAACACUAGUUUUAGCACUUUAAUAUAGUGCUUAAAGUUGAUUUUUCUCUGCAUGCAUAGCUAGUGAUAUGUUUAAGGAAUGUGUCAAUAUGGUAAAUCUUAUGGAGUGAUUUUAGGUCGCACACCUUUAUUUGGCAUUGAAAUGUGAUAUACUGUAUAAGUGACAAUUUUUAGGGCGUGGAAAUGUGCAAAUAUAAAAAUACGGUAAACCUCCGGUCAGUACGAAUCGGACGAUAGUUCGAACACAUAUUUUUUUCAAUAAAAACAAAAAAAUUCUGCCUAGUGAUAGUUCAAGCUCUGAUUGUUUAUAAUUGACCCUAUUUCGGAUAGUCCCAACUUGUGAAAUGAAGAAGGUAAAGUAAGAUUUUUUUUCGGCAAACUCCAUUGAAAGAAUGCCAAUACUUUGAUCAACAGACACGUUUAGGGUAAUGGGUUGUAUGUGUGAUCAUUUCAGUACAGGUGUG
Messenger RNA from Mizuhopecten yessoensis (Yesso scallop), 7926 nucleotides. RefSeq lists its product as uncharacterized. Gene Ontology annotation, molecular function: DNA binding; protein binding. Bases 174 to 4442 code for a protein of 1422 amino acids. The record is from RefSeq and is a predicted model, not a curated record. The transcript is spliced from 16 exons. NCBI's taxonomy places the organism in Eukaryota, Metazoa, Mollusca, Bivalvia, Pectinida, Pectinidae.